AUGUUGUGCAAAAAUAUUAUUCGUCUUUCGUCUUACUUUACGAGAAACGUUCGCAGAGACUUCCAGACAGCCAUCAAUCCUCUUUGCAAGAUGAUUAAAGAAACCGGUAACGUCAGGUCCAUCAAUACCGGAAAUGCAAAUAAACCUCCACGGAUACUAAUAACAGGUGGCCUCGGACAAUUGGGUACGGAAUGCGCGAAAUUACUUCGUCGAAAUUAUGGCAAUGAGAACGUCAUACUGUCAGACAUUAUCAAGCCAUCGGAGGAGAACUUGGAGAACGGACCCUUCAUCUUCGCCGACAUCCUUGAUUUCAAGGGUCUGCAGAAGAUCGUUGUGGACUACAGGAUAGAAUGGCUGAUCCACUUCAGCGCUCUACUUAGCGCUGUUGGCGAACAAAACGUACCGCUAGCUGUCAGAGUCAAUAUUGAAGGAAUGCACAACGUCAUCGAGUUGGCGAAGCAAUAUAAGCUGAGGAUCUUUAUACCAUCCACGAUUGGUGCAUUUGGUCCCGAUUCACCAAGAAAUCCUACCCCGAAUGUCACGGUGCAACGACCCCGUACGAUUUAUGGUGUCAGCAAGGUCCAUGCCGAGCUCUUAGGAGAGUAUUAUCAUCAUCGCUUCGGUCUCGAUUUUCGGUGUCUUCGAUUCCCCGGUGUAAUUAGCAGCGAUCCACCCGGCGGCGGUACCACUGAUUACGCCGUAGCGGUAUUUCACGAGGGACUGUUAAACAAAAAGUACGAGUGUUACUUAGAGCCUCAUACGAGGCUGCCGAUGAUAUACAUCGAAGACUGUCUGUCGGCACUUUUUCAGUUUUUGAAUACACCUGACAGAUUGUUGCGUAGACGAGUUUACAACGUCACAGCCAUGAGCUUCACACCCGAGGAGCUGUUUAACGAACUCUUCAAGUAUAUACCGGAUUUGAAAAUUACUUAUAAACCUGACAAACGACAGCAUAUCGCGGAAAACUGGCCGCAAGUUUUCGAUGAUAGCGAAGCACGACGAGAUUGGGGAUGGCAGCACAAAUAUGAUCUACAAAGGCUGGUAGAAUUAAUGGUGCAGGACGUUAGCACGAAUUUUCUACCAAAACACCGAUUGAAAGAGGUCAAUAGCUAUGUAUAAUUACAUAAAAAAAAUUUAUGUAUAUUAUAACUAUUGACUUGUUUCAAUUGAUAUACGUUUUGUAACCUUUUGUAUUAUGAAUUCAAUACAUUCGGUUUCAUGACGAAGUUCUUCGAUGGUAAAAGAAGCGACUCAUGAUAAAAAAUCGCUAAUUAAAAAUAUUAUGUAAAAAUUAAUAUAAGUAUUUUUAUACAUAAAUUAUAUAAGGUGGCUCAAACAAAAUGUAGCAAACUGAUAUCUUUAGAUAGACAUUAGAUAAAAAUAGCGAUUAGACAUUAGAUAAAAAUAACGAUUAGAUAUUAGAUAAAAAUAGCGAUUUUCUCGUUACAAAAAGAUUUUUAAAUAUAUAAGGAUUAAAUUUCAGAAACUAUUCAGAGAAUGGAUAGGGAAGAGUACACCUUUGAACUUUCAAAUUGUAAAAAUAGUACUGUAAUUAAAUUCAAACGCUAAAAAUUAACUUUAACUCUAAACAUAUUUUUCUAAAAUUAUGUAAGCAAAAUUUAUGAAAGUUAAAGAUCUAGACCUAUAUUCUCAAUUCGCUUUUAUCGAUAAAUACGUACAUUUAUUUCUGAGAUUCUACAGUAUUUACAACAUAAACUACAUGUUUAAAAAUGCAUUUAUCGAUAAUAAUAGAGAAUAUAGACUGUAGAGAUUAAUAUUCCGCAUACAUAAGUAAUAUUUAUGAAACUAAUUUGACAAUUAUCAGAAAAGUAUCAAUAAAUAGGAAUAAAAAUAA
Messenger RNA from Solenopsis invicta (red fire ant), 1855 nucleotides. It is a transcript of the gene Tdh, whose product is annotated as L-threonine 3-dehydrogenase, mitochondrial. Gene Ontology annotation, molecular function: L-threonine 3-dehydrogenase activity. NCBI's taxonomy places the organism in Eukaryota, Metazoa, Arthropoda, Insecta, Hymenoptera, Formicidae. The record is from RefSeq and is a predicted model, not a curated record. Gene Ontology annotation, biological process: L-threonine catabolic process. The transcript is spliced from 5 exons. Bases 1 to 1119 code for a protein of 372 amino acids.